Penicilliopsis zonata CBS 506.65 is the source of this 2460-nucleotide messenger RNA. RefSeq lists its product as hypothetical. Gene Ontology annotation, molecular function: polygalacturonase activity. Lineage: Eukaryota; Fungi; Ascomycota; Eurotiomycetes; Eurotiales; Aspergillaceae. The coding region runs from base 1 to 2460 and encodes 819 amino acids. The transcript has 6 exons. The record is from RefSeq and is a predicted model, not a curated record.
AUGGCCCGUUUACACUCCCUUUGUUUUGCUUUGUUUUGUCUUUCUUCUCGGGGACUGGCUGGAGUUAUCCCUGAUUCCAGCAGCCUGAUUGACUCUCUUCUGGAGGUUGCAGGGCAAUAUAUUCCUCCGCUAGACUACGUCCCUCAUCCGGUAGGCGUCCCGUAUACGAUCCAAAAUUACUCUGUCGCGCCAUGGGUUGGAAGCCCCAACACUCACUCGUCGGACACGACGGUGGGUGUGUCCGGCAACACCGAGACCUGCGCGGGUCUUACGUCGGGUUCGUCAAAGUUCUGGUAUGAGGCUAUCGCACACAAUGGCGAGUCGUCAUAUCUAGACUCGGCCUAUAAACCAAAUUACAAGGUGUUCCGCAAUGUGGUCACCGAUUAUGGCGCAGAUAAUACUGGAACGAGGGAUGCCUCGGCGGCCAUCCAGGCGGCAAUCAAAGCGGGAUCAUCCAAUGGCCCGGAUCGCAGCUCCAAAUCCAUGGGUAGUACUGGACAGCCUGCAAUGGUCUAUCUUCCUGGAGGGACGUACUUGAUGGAAAACAGCAUUCAGAUGUACAUUGGAACAGUGAUUGUCGGAGAUCCCACGAAUCCUCCGGUUCUCAAGGCUAGUUCUAGCAUCCCGAAUGACCAUAUCGUCUACGCCAAGGAUCCGAAUUUUGGCGGCACUGUCAACUUUUACAUUGGGAUCAAGAAUAUCGUGAUCGACUCGACAAACGUGGCCGCGACUCAGAAGAUUGCGCUGCUGGAUUGGACGGUCAGCCAGGCUACACAGUUGACUAAUGUGGUCUUCAAAAUGCCUCAAGGCUCUACGGGACACACCGGCCUAACCACGCAAUAUGACUACAACAGCAACGUGAUUCUGAAUGAUCUCCAUUUCAUCGGUGGUGCCAUUGGAAUGGAUCUCAGUGGCCAGCAAUGGGUGUUCAAGAACCUUACCUUUAGCGGCACUACCACCGGUGUGAUAGCCGGGGGAACGAAUAUCGUUUUUGUCGGAUGCCAUUUUGAGGGGGGGACCACAGGUAUUGAUGCCAGUAGCACUUCCGGGUCUUUGACGGUCAUCGACACGACUGGCUCCAAUAUGGGCACGCUGGUCUCAACUACAGACUCAGGCACUGCUGGCAACUCCAUCAUUUUAGAAAAUAUCCAAAACUCUGGCAACACUGCGAGCUUUUCAGGAGUUGUCCAGGUGGCUGGCGAUGUCCCUGAGACGUGGGUACAUGGUGAUCUGUAUAAUUCGGGCGAUACAACCGUCAAGUAUGUUGGAGGACAGACGGUGCAUACACCACGCACGUCAGCCCUCUUAUCAGGGAAUAACUAUUUCUUGAUGCGUCCCCCCAACUACGAGGAUUACUCUGUGGACCAAUUCAUCAACAUCAAAUCUGUAACCGGGCUUCCUGUUUAUGGAGACGGCGUCACCGAUGACACCCAAAACAUCAAUUCAAUUCUCAGCCAAUACGCCGGAUGCAAGAUCAUCUAUUUCCCCGCAGGAACCUAUAUCGUGACCGACACCAUCUCAGUGCCUGCGGGCUCCCGUAUUGUGGGAGAUGCGUAUGCUUCUGCCAUCAGCGCUGUCGGUGGUAAUUUUUAUAAUGCCAACGCACCAACCACGAUGGUAAAGGUCGGGAACGUCGGGGAUGUGGGUGUAGCGCAAAUCAACGACAUGCUCUUCACCGUCGCCGACGUUCUACAGGGAUGCAAACUGGUUGAGGUCAACAUCGCUGGCGCUUCUCCCGGGGACGUCGGUUUAUGGAACUCGCAUUUCCGUAUCGGUGGUGCCGCCGGGAGCAAAGUCGAAACCAACUGCGCCGGUACGCCCGACUCAUGCAAGGCUGCAUGGGGCCUACUACAUCUGACCAGCUCCUCGUCCGUGUACAUCGAGAACAUGUGGGGAUGGACUGCUGACCACGACCUGGACGGUUCGCAUGGUCAAACCAUCUCCACCGGUCGGGGUCUUCUCGUCGAGGCCACUCGAGGCACAUGGCUGGUUGGAACUGCGUUUGAGCACCACACGCUCUACCAAUACAAUUUCGAAAACGCGGCCAACGUCUUCUCUGCGCUGCAGCAAUCCGAAACCCCUUACUGGCAGGGGCCCGGCAACGAUCUAGCCCCCGCUCCCUGGACUGACGACCUGGGCUCCAGCGACCCAGAUUGGUCGAACUGCGCCGCAACCGAUUCUCUGUGUCGCAUGGCCCUGUUCGAACGGAUCCGGGGCUCGUCGAACCUAUUCCUGUACGGCGGCUGCGUCUGGACAUUCUUCAACAACAACGGGGGUUGCAACGGCGACUGCGAGCAGAACGCCAUCCGCGUCCAAUCUUCUCGAGGACUCUAUCUGUUUGGAACCAACACGAAGAGCGUGACGAACAUCUUCCUGGACGAUGACCUGGUGGUGGCCACUGAAACGCAGAAUGCUGGCGGAUGGGGGGCUGUUGUCGCGGCCUAUUUAUACGACACUUGA